Saccoglossus kowalevskii is the source of this 2591-nucleotide messenger RNA. Its product is annotated as FIGNL1-interacting regulator of recombination and mitosis-like. The record is from RefSeq and is a predicted model, not a curated record. Lineage: Eukaryota; Metazoa; Hemichordata; Enteropneusta; Harrimaniidae.
AUGGCGGCGAUUAUGAAAAUGAGCCAGGAUGAGAAGACUUUGGAAACUAUUUUGGAGCAAUGUUUAUCGAUUAUACUUGAAGUUAUUGAAUGUCUCACUUAUUGUAUACAGCAUACAUGCCAUAGUAGUAAUGAUGGUGUACAUUUGCAAUCUAUUAAUUCAUUACCAAGUACAGUUAUACAUGUAGUUAAAGAAUCCUAUAAUCAUUGCAAGGAGAGCACAACAUUAUAUGGUAAUACAUUCCACCUGGUGUCUGCCACUUUAAGCCAGUUGUUCAAGAAAUCAUUUGAAUUGGAAAAAUUGCUGUUGACAUUACUACAUGUUGUGGAAUUAUCUGGCACAGAAGAUGAUGUCCAGUCCAUAACUGAAGUGUGCAAUGGUCUGUUUAAUAUAUGUAAUGUAAUCAGCAGUGUGGAUGACACUGUCUUGCUGAGAACUUGGAAGAGUUUAGUUGAACUGUCAACAAAACAAAAGCUUUUACUUCGAGAUAGACUUGAGGUGUCCAACAUGAUUAAGAUGUUAUGCCAGGAGAUCCUUCUCACAUACGAGUAUCUAUUACAAUUAGCAUGUGAGUCAAGUAGUUCUCAAAAUGCGGCUAAUGAUAAGAUAUUUGGAAGGAAAUUCAAAGUAUGUAGAUUCUAUGUGAAUAUGUUAAUGACUCUGGUCAAAGAAUUUGAUGGUUACCUGGGUCCUUGCUAUCAAGAAGUUUACAAGCUUAUUUUAUCUAUGCAAAGUAUGUCACCACCUAGCUUGUAUGCCUCAUCUACCAUGCAAAGAUCUAAGAUGCAAGAUAUGAAACAAUCUCUACUUGUCUUUAUUGAACCAUUAGUUCAUAUGAUGCUACCUUCAAGAGGGUUUGCUGAAAUCAUGACAAACAAAGUCACAGAAUUGACUCCUGAGUUAUGGUUUCCACACAUCAACUUAAUGAGUCAGAUAAUGACAGAGUUAUCCAAUCAGAAAUCAGAUGUCAUAGAUCUUUGGCUUGUACCUAGGUGCCAGUCAGAAGAUGCACCAAGAGACAGUAUUAUUGCAUGUUUUUUUCAUUCUAUUCCAAACUGUUAUGUGGAACUCAGUUUACCAUUGUAUAUGCCUGGUAUAAUGUGUGACGGUAAACCAUACAGGGAAGUCAGUUUCUAUGAACAUGUCUGUGUUAAACUCUGUGGAUUUAUUGCUGCAUUGCCUUCCUCAUACUUCCAUGUAGUGGAAAAAUGUGUCUUUGACAAUCUCGUCAAUCAGAAUUUAUUUUGUAAGCUGUUGGCGAUGGAUGUUUGCUGCUUUAUUUCAAGAUGGGGCAGUGAUGAUAUCCGAUUACAUUAUGUUAAUUACUUUGCUGAACUGUUAAUUAGUUUGCCUGAUGUCCACACCACCAUGUGUGUUGUUUUUGCAGAACUGUUGAACAGAUUAAUUUCUUUUCUCAGUGACCAUCAACAGAAUGACUUUCUUAGCAAGUUUUCUAGCACACAGUACCCAGCAUUGUGGAGUUGUAUAUCACUGUCUGUGUUUAAGCAGGGAGACUGUAAACAAAAUAUAAUCAACAGUAUUAUGAAAGAUUGUGUAAGAGAGAUACAGGCUUGGAUCUCAUCUCUACCAAAAACUAACUCAUCUUUGGAGGAGCUGACAGUUCAUCUCAGGCUAUUGUGUAAUGUAAUGAAACAGACUGCACCAUUCAACAUAUCAACACAACUACAGACAUCACUAAAUGAGAUAAUAAGUACACUAUGGGAAGUACUUUCAUUAAGACAGAUAUCUUCAGAUGAUGUCAUAAGUGUAUUGAUUAGAUUGUCCACAUACAAUCUACCAUAUCUACAGUCUGCUCACUUAACCAAGGUUGUGUCUGGUUUGUUGGUUCUACUUUCAUUUCCUCCACCUGUAUCAGUUAAAUUAUCCAUCACUGAAUUUCUGAGGCAUUUCAAUAAAAAGGAAGUUACACCUGGAGUUCAGCAAAGACAGAUUUUGACAGAUUUACCUCAGUUAUUUUCUGAUAUGCUGAAUGAUACAAAUGUAGUUGUACAUCAAAGAGCUUUAGAAGCAUUCAGUAUAUUUGCUGAGGAGACUGUGUAUGAGCAGAUAGUUCCUCAAUGCUUACAGAAAGGAAAUAUACAAGACAUCGUAGUCAAUUUUCUAAAUAAGAUUCCAUUCGCUGAUGAUGAUAGUCUACCAACAAAUGUAGAAGUAUUGAAAAAUCAACAGACGGCUGUUGAGUAUUUACAAAGGGAUAAAUGUGAUGACGGGGAAAAAGCAUCCGUUGUCGGAACUAGAGAAUUGAUUGAGCCCUUCUGUAAAAGAACCAAAUAUGAUGAUUCCGCAUACAGGGAAGCAGUUAACUCCAUUGAAGAGAAUGUCAACCAUAUAAUGGAAUUAAAAGAUGUAAUUCCACCACCUGAUUGGCUUACUGAUGAACUUCAGAAAAUACAAGAAAAGUUGAAAAGCCUAUCUUCUUGUUGAUACGGUAUUGGUAUGUGAAGGGCCUGCCUUUCCCCACUUGAAUACUAAUGAUGCAUCUCCCUUCAAGAAAGGAAUUCUUCUGUGGCAUAUAUGCAUUGCUAAUGAGUCCAACAUAUGUUGUGUGUGUGUGUGUGUGUGUGUGUUCC